Messenger RNA from Notodromas monacha, 2653 nucleotides. The record is from the annotation of a GenBank genome assembly. NCBI's taxonomy places the organism in Eukaryota, Metazoa, Arthropoda, Ostracoda, Podocopida, Cyprididae.
AUGGUGAUGAUUCCUCAGAGAGUUAUGGAUGGUGCCCGUAGGGCGUACCUGUCUUCGAGUGGAUUUUUAUACAUGGAUGAUGGGUAUGCGUAUUGUUUCGUGGAUGGAUCCUGCAUGGAUCCUGUGAGGAACGCUGGUGUCGGAGUCUGGUUUGGACAAGAUCAUCUCGCAAACGUUUCGGAGCCCUUGCAAGUUCCUGGAACAAACAAUCGUGCUGAACUGUUGGCUCUGCUGUAUGCGAUCCACGCUGCCUAUGGAUGUGGUUUGCAGAUGAUUGAGAUCAGAAGCGACUCCAAGUACGCCAUCAAUUGCGUCAGAGUAUGGAUGAAGAAGUGGAAAAAGAAUGGUUGGAGGACAGCCACCAAUUCCCCAGUUGAGAAUCAAGCUGAAAUUCGAGCAAUCGAUGAAGCACACUCUCUUUUGCACGUGCGCUAUGAUUGGGUACCAGGCCAUUCCGGCGACCCCGGAAAUGACGCUGCGGAUAGGUUGGCGAAAGCUGGUGCUGCUCAAUCGUUGGCAAACUAUCGGCAAGAAUGUGAGCCUCAAGUGUCGAGGUUCAGUAGGAAUGAGUACAGGAAGUUCGACACUCGACAGGAUGCGGAAAACUACCUGAAUGAGCAAGGGUCUCAAGUUACUGUCAACAAUCGUAUCCUAAUGGAGCUUUUGCGAAUAGUAAAAGAUCUUGUGCGCAAGGUGCAUUCUCUGGAAUCAUCGCAUGAAGCUGUGAGAGGUGUGCCACAAUGUCCCUGUCCGCCAACUUGUUCCGGGAACGCGGAGAAACGUAGAGCCGAUACGGACAUCAUAUCAGUAGAACCUCCUUCCAAGAUAUUUAGGCCAGAUUUGGUGGUCAGAGAGCCGGAGUCUGUUGUCCCUUCCGCAGUCCGUGCAACGUAUGAAAAGCCUACAAUUCCUCCAAAAAUUUUGGAACAAGCACGAAAAGCGAAGGUCUCGGAUUUUGCUUUCACUCCUGAUGGAUUUGCCAUCUGUUAUACAGACGGAUCCUGCAACAGUUCAUUGAAAACGUCCGGAGUUGGAGUUUGGUUUGGACCGGAUCACGUUGCGAACAUUUCAGAGCCCCUGUCCGUUCCGGGCACGUUCAACCGUGCUGAACUGACCGCCGUGCUCUAUGCGAUCCACGUUGCAAAGGAAGCCGGUUUGAGUAAGUUAGAGGUCCGUACCGAUUCGCUGUACGCCAAGAAUUGCGCCGCUGUUUGGCUGCCGAAAUGGAAACAAAACAAUUGGCAGACAACCGCGAAUAAAGAUGUCCUGAAUCAAAAGGAAAUCCGAGCUAUUGACGAAGCCUUCAAUCAUGUGGAAGUGAAAUUUAAGUUGAUACGAGCUUUUUCCGGGGAAGAAGGAAGAGAAGGUGCGGAUCGAUUGUCGAGGCUGGGUGCGGAUGAAUCCUUGAGAAUUUCGAAGAGUUGAAACUGGCCCAUUUAUUGGAUGUCUGAAGCAUUUCGAAGAUUGUAUGAUCUCUAACAAUUUCCGGGAUUUUCUCGCCUGAAGCAAGCAGAAGUUGAACAACGAUUCAACUCCAAGCUUAGUGCAUUUGUGUGGAAAGCUUCUUUUGUACAGUGCUUAACUCUUUGGAAGGUCGCCAAGUUGGUCCCUCAAAUGCGCCGAGCUCACCAGUGCCAAUCGUUUUCGGGGCGCUCCAUUUUUUCGAAUCGUGAAUCCUGUUGUCACGGUAUGAUUGGAGGUUUCAAGGAAUACGAGGGUCGUCCCACUUCUGGCGUUGGAUAUAUUUCUAGAGUAGGUACAAUUGUAAAAGAAAAAAUUAGCUUAUGCAAUUGCAAGGUUCUGGGAUUUUUUCAGAAUUCUAUAAAAUUUUUAGAUUUACUGCUGGAUAAGUGAAAGCUUUCCAGUUCUUGUGAGAGUUCUUCGCCGACGUCACUGGCUGUUGAAACUUUUUCAGGCUGGACAAAAUAUUGAAAUUUAUUUUGUUUUUAUUAUAAACUCUCCUUCAUCUUUUGCAAUGUCUAGUUUUUGCCUGUGAUAUUUUCUUACUACUUCGAAACUGAUAAAAAUUUUUAUUUUAAUGUUCUGCCUCAAGGUUAGAAAGCAGGGUUGUAUAUGUCCAAGUACGGUUAAAUCUUUUCCCGUGAGUCAGCCAAUUUUCUUCCUGUUUGCCCAGGUUCCUCUCCUGUCUUCUUUAUUCUUCUUAUCAAUCAGGUAAAAAAUGAAAUGAACGAAAUUUAUGCAAAAAUUUCAUGGUAAAAAGAAAAAAUGGCAUGGGCAGAAACUAUAGGCCUUGAAUGGAGAACCUUGCAAUUGCCUGGGCUAUACUUUUCACCUGUAUACUUUUUACAACGGUACCCACUCCAGAAAUACUCUACAGGAACAGGAUAAAACUUCGAAUGGUGGCUUUCUGAGAAAAUUCGAGUUGGUAAAACGCGAACUUCUCCACAAUUGCUUUUUGGACAUUGUAAAAGAAGAUGUUUUGUUUAAAAAAAGGGAGGAAUCCUUGCAUGGGGAAAUUCGUCCCGAUUCUUCCGCAUCAUUUGGAAAAAUUUCGCAGAAAUAGUCGUGUAUGUAAGCAUGAACAAAAUAAAACAAACGAGCAAACUCAACAAGAACAUGAUCGUUGUGCUGUUGGAAAACUCUUCUGUUGGUUUUCGAAAUACCAACAUUGUCUGGUUGCUGUAUCAAGAAA